Drosophila hydei is the source of this 732-nucleotide messenger RNA. RefSeq lists its product as uncharacterized. The record is from RefSeq and is a predicted model, not a curated record. NCBI's taxonomy places the organism in Eukaryota, Metazoa, Arthropoda, Insecta, Diptera, Drosophilidae. The transcript is spliced from 5 exons. The coding region runs from base 142 to 720 and encodes 192 amino acids.
ACAAUUCCGAAAAACAACAGUUAACUUGCUAAUGUACUGCCAGUGCGAAUUCAUUCCCAAUUGCGACGCAGACAAAGCAAAUACUCAGUGCUAGUUUCAGCAAUUUCGUUUAAAUUUGGUGUAAAACAUAAAGAGUGAAAAAUGUUGACAAGAUUAUGCUGCAUGCGCCUUAAUACCGCCGGCGUUGUUCUCGGCUGGCUGGGUGUUGUUGGCUCCUUGUUGGGUGUAAUCCUCGUAUCCACCGUUUUGGGAUAUGCCGACGUCAUUACUCAGCGCGUUCUUGAAAACAUGAAAAAUGGAGGAGCGUCGUAUGAUGAAAUACAUCUGGUUAUUGUCAUUGGGUGCAGCGUUUACUUGGGGAUCAUUCUGUUGAAUCUAUUGUCAUCGGCCAUGCUGGUACUUGGCACCAUGAAGGAACGUCAUUUGAUGCUUUUGCCAUGGCUGAUUAAUUCUGCCGUUGGACUCGUUUUUAGCAUUUUGUACCAUUUGGCUAUAGUGACCGCCACGCUUACCUCUGGCAGUAAUUUCGGGAGCGCUCUUGGUGUUUUGAUACCCACAUUUGUUGUACUAGGUUUGCAAAUCUACAUUUACUACGGCAUCUACUCGCUGUACAAGCAGAUUCAGCGAACACGCGAACAACAGCGUCCGUUGAUUACUGCUACGCAGGGUAUGGAGGUACCCAAUCAGGGUAAUACCUAUCCCAGCUAUACUAAAAUCUAAAAACGAAGCGAA